GCAGCGCGGGCCGCUCCCACCGCGCGCGGCGGGGGGGUGGGAGAACACCGGCGGCUGGCGGGGGCUGGCCCCCGCCCCCGGCGCCGCCCGCCCCGCUCCCCCGGCACCGCCCGCCUCUCCUCGGCCGCUCUCCUCGCGCGUACUUGCGUGGAGGGGCCCGUCCCCUCCAAGCCGCCCCGCCUGGCCGGCCACGGGCGGUGCCCCCGCGCGGGGAAUGGUUUCUCCCAGCUCCCCGCUGUAACCUCCCGCUCCUCCUCCCGCUAGUGCCCGGCUCGGCAGGCGCCGCUUCGGGUGCUGCCGCCCGGGAGAGCCCGGCUGCGCCGCCCGUCAGGCGCGGCGCGCUCCGCCCGGCCGAGGAUCGGAGCGCUCGACGGCCUCCCACCCUCCGCCCCGACAGAAAAACACCCCCUUUCUAUGUUUCUGAUGGUUUGGAUACAUUCCACGUACUUCCAAAGGGGUCUGCCUGCCAAUUUGGGAAUAUUAGAAGAGGCCAGGACAUGAAGCCUGUCAGCAGUUAUUAGGGAGAAAAUACCUAGAAGGGGUUAAGAAAGAGAUCUAAAAAGUACCAGGGAUAGGAUAAAUGGGAAGGAGCUGCUGCAGUGGCAUGUCUCUCCCUGGUGUACCAGCACUGUCUGAAACUGUAUCAGCUGUCAAUUACUGAUAGAAAAAUCUCUUUCCAGAGGGCUGAAUCUUCAUAUAAUUUCAGCAAUGCAACACUAGUGAUAUCCACCCAUUCCAGAACUAAUAAUUGCUACAGCCAGAGACUGAAAUGGUAUGACUGGAUCUUUAAAUAAGUUGGCUUUGACAGCUCCAUCAUUUUCUGAGAACUUGGAACGGAAUUUGGGCUUGGCUUCUGUACUGUCCUAAGUUAUAAUGCCAUCCUUGCCUAAUGAGGGAGAUAACCAUGGAACUGCUCCUCUGACUUUGAGUUCGGAACUACCCUACCAAAGCACAAUUAAAAGAAAAGUCAGAAAGAAGAAGAAUGGAGUCAUCACUGCAAAUGUUGCUGGCACAAAAUAUGAAAUUGUACGUGUAGUGAUACGAGAAAUGGGAUUUGUGAAAACACGUGAUGAAGAUGAAACAGCUAAUCUUAUAUGGUGUGAUUCUGCUGUGCAACAAGAAAAGAUUGCUGAACUUCGGAACUACCAGAGAAUCAACCAUUUUCCAGGAAUGGGAGAGAUCUGCAGAAAGGAUUUUCUGGCAAGAAACAUGACUAAAAUGAUCAAGAGUCAGCCUCAGGAGUACAGUUUUAUUCCUCGAACAUGGAUCUUCCCUGCAGAAUACACACAGUUUCAGAACUAUGUAAAAGAACUGAAGAAGAAACGUAGACAGAAAACUUUCAUAGUCAAACCAGCUAAUGGUGCAAUGGGACAUGGGAUCUCUUUAAUAAGAAAUGGAGAAAAGUUACAAGCUCAGGAUCACUUGAUUGUUCAGGAAUAUCUUGACAAACCAUUUCUUAUGGAAGGCUACAAGUUUGAUUUACGUGUGUAUAUUCUUGUAACCUCCUGUGAUCCAUUAAAAGUAUUUUUAUAUCAUGAUGGACUGGUGAGAAUGGGCACGGAAAAGUAUCAUCCCCCCAGUGACUCAAAUUUGAGUCAAUUGUAUAUGCAUCUGACUAACUACUCUGUCAAUAAACAUAAUGAACACUUUGAACGGGAUGAAACAGAAGACAAAGGAAGCAAACGCUCCAUAAAAUGGUUUACUGAGUUUUUAGAAACAAAUAAUCUUGAUGUCUCCAAAUUCUGGAGUGAUAUUUCAGAGUUAGUAGUGAAGACUCUCAUAGUUGCAGAGCCACAUGUUCUUCAUGCUUAUCGCAUGUGCAGGCCAGGGCAAGCACCAGGAAGUGACAGUGUCUGCUUUGAAGUCCUGGGAUUUGAUAUUCUGCUGGACAGAAAACUAAAACCAUGGCUCCUAGAGAUUAAUCGUGCCCCAAGCUUUGGAACAGAUCAAAAAAUAGACUACGAUGUCAAAAAAGGUGUUCUGUUGAAUGCAUUAAAGCUUCUCAACAUACGGACAAGUGAUAAAAGGAGGAAUUUAGCUCAACAGAAGGCUGAGGCUCAGAAAAGACUAUAUGGUCAAGGUUCAAUGAAAAAGCUGUUGCCAGGUUCCUCAGACUGGGAGAAGCAGCGCCACACAUUGGAAAGGAGAAAAGAAGAAUUGAAGGAAAGACUUGCACAAGUACGUAAACAGAUUUCCAAAGAGGAGCAUGAAAACAAACACAUGGGGAACUACAGGCGAAUUUACCCUCCUGAUGAUAAGACAUUACUUGAAAAGUAUGAGAGUUUGUUAGCCACUGCUUUCCAGACGUUUCUUGCUGGGAGAGCAGCUUCACUUCAGCGGGAAAUGAAUAAUCCUUUCAAAAGAAUGAAGGAAGAGGACAUUUUGGAUCUUCUGGAGCAGUGUGAAAUAGAUGAUGAAAAGCUAAUGGGAAAAUGCACCAGGCAGCGAGGACCUAAGCCCUUGUGUUCAAUGCCAGAAAGUUCACAGCCCUUAAGAAAACUUAAGAACUACAAUAGUGAUAGUAGCUGUGAUAGCUGUAGCAGUACGUCAGAAUUGGGAGAAGAAACUGAAAAGGAAGAUCACAACGAAAAAAAAGAGAAAAAAGUUUCAUAUGAUCUUGAAGGAAACAAAUACAAAUCUUUGGAAAGAUCAGGUAGAAUGAACUGGAAACCUUUGAUUAAAAAUAUAAAAUCUCCAUCAUACUCAUCCCCCACAUCAUCCACAGGUCCAAUAAGGCGUUCUGUAAGCUGCCCUCGUUCAAUAUCAAUAUUGAGUGCGCAGUCACAGGCAGCUGAGCAACGUCCUUUUUCAGCCAAAGCAUCUCAGCAAAUCCAGCAUGCAUCCUCAGUGAAUAGGUCUCAUUCUUUAAAUCGUAGCCCAUCUUCGGCCAGAGUCGCUCAGACAUCCAGCUUGGGAACUAUGAGCUCCUCGGGGUCAGCUAAUAGAAUUGGAAAGACAUUAAGAUUGUGUCUUCACUGCAACGUGUUAAAGAGUGAGUCUUUGCUGCAACAAAAAACAAAAGAGCAAGAAGUUGCUUUGACAAAAGAAACUCUUCUGAUUAUCAAUGACAUGAGAAUGAAGUUCCCAGGAAAAACAGAUGAAGAAUCAGAAUUAAUGAUAGAAGAUAUUAUGGAUAAUUGGAAGUAUCAUAAAACAAAAGUGGCAUCCUAUUGGUUGGUAAAACUGGAUUCUGUAAAGCAACGAAAAGUUUUGGAUAUAGUCAAGACAAGUGUUUGUGCAGUUCUACAGCGUGUCUGGAAGGUUCCAGACAUUGAAAAUUUACACCUCUACCGUCUCUUUAACCGUGUGUUUAAUCGUUUACUUUGGAGCCACGGUCAAGGUCUAUGGAACUGUUUCUGUAAUUCAAGGAGCUCUUGGGAAACCAUAUUCAGUAAAAGCACAGAGGUGGUGACUCCUGAGCAACUCCAGUGUUGCCAACGAAUAGUACAGCUUUGUAAACACUGCCUGCUGGUGGUUUACAAAUAUUCAUCAGAUUCAAGAGGAUCCUCUACAGGGAUUAGCCCCCACUGGGAUGACACAAGGUAUUUAUUGCCAGGACCUUCACUGCUCAUCAUGAAAUCAUCCUCGCCCAACUUUAGCUGCAGUUCAUCUGGAAUGCCUCGCCCUAACAUUUUGUUCACACACAGAUACAGCCACUUGUGAAGCAAAAGGAAAGUUUCUGUUCUUUGUAAAUAAUGGCACUCCAUUUUUUUUUUUUUCCCAAAUUAAAACUUGUGAUGGAGCUAAAUAUAACCACUGUUAUAUAUUUACUACCACAUUAUGAUAACAUUUAGCUGAAAACCUACUGUAAAGGCAUAGCUUUUCUGGAAACAUAAUAAACCUUGUUAAGUCAUUUACACACAUAUGUGAAUGUGUAGAUCUUGCUAGGUUUAUCAGUAAUGCCUUCGUACUAGAAAUGUUAUUUUUUCUGCAGAAUAUAUAAAAUGGAAUUGAUCUUGAAGAUCUUAUUACAAUGUUACAUUAUUUUGUAAGUACAAUACUUUGACUUAAAUAUUAUUUAUUGUAAAGUAUACUAUUUAUUGUCUCAAAUGUAAUUGAUCCUUUAAUAAGGCAGAUGAUUAAAAAACUGUAGUAGAACAGUAAAACUGUUAUAGUCAUCAGAAAUAAUCUGGUAAUUUCUUGGACAUGUUUAAAAUAAUCUCCAAAACUCUCUAAGCCAAACCUAAAGAUGACUUUUUACUUCUCCUCUGAAAUUAGAAGAUCUAUUUAAUGCUGCUAUUUUUCUUAAAGGACAUGGUAUAGUAUCUUUUAGCCAAAGUGAAGGCAUCUAGUACACAAAAAGUAAAAAUACAGGUUUAGGCAUUCAAUUUCUAAUUGGAUUCAUGUAAUAGAAUGGAAGCCAGUGUAUGUUACCAGGUUCUCAUUCACAUUACCUAUGUCCUGUGCCUUUAGGUUUCCUUCAGGAGCGAUCAGUCAUCUCCAACUUGCACAAGCAUGCAUAGUGCAUAGUUUUUCUGUUUUACUGCAUAAGUGGUGAAGCAGACAUUUUUAGGACAUACUGCAGCUAUAGUGUAUUAUUUCAACCUUAAACUAAUUGGCCUGUUGUAGUUUUUAGCACACAAUCCUGCACCUACUGUGGAAUGUAUUUCUGGACAGUAUUUUCUACAUUGCUGACACCUUUAAAUGUUGUAAGUCUAUUUCAUGAGAAAAGUCUCAGUCAGAUUCGGCUUCCUGGACCUGGCUGAAGGGCACAAAAAACCCCCCGAGCCAGAGCAGGAGCCGAGUGUUAACAGGAUUUGUAACCUGAAAACAUCAUUCAGGUUUUGCUACAUACAGCCAUUCAUCACACUUAGCAUAGUGCCAUAUGAGCCUUAUUCAUUAUAGAAAUAAUUAUUUAAAAAGUCAGUUAAUCUAGAUUUGAAAAUUAAUUAAGUUUUUUAACUGAGUAAAGAACAGAGUAGUUAUUAUUUACCAAAGACGUGUUUACUUACCAAUCAUGUAACCCUGAAACAUGUUUGUAAAUUAUCAAUAUAUUUCAGGUAUACUUAAAAAUAUAAUCUGGGAUCUAAUUAUCCUCAGGAGCAAGUAUGCUAGAGGUUUUUGAUAUCCAGAGAUUUAAGAUAAAUAUAUGAGACUUAAAAUAUUUGAGACUGAAGUUGUCUGGAAAUGAGUUUUUAAAAUUUCAGUCAUAGCAUACAUAAAACUGGGAAUUUGGGUGAGACUUUUGAUGCCUGUGCUGUAGUGCCUCAGCUCUAGAACUGCAGAAUAUAUGAUAGCAAGACUAUUUGUAAACAAUUAAAAAAACUUCUUGAGGUUAGCCAGAUAAAAGCAGUCUUCUGGUCUGUUAAAGUCUUUUCAUUUUUGUGGUAAUACUGGUUUAGUAAUAUAAUAUGUUCAUAUUAAUUGUUUAUAUCUUUUGGUCCAUACAGUGACUAGUGAUGAAGCAUACUAUGGUUACCUGUAAGACCUAAUAAAAGCUGUAAAUUCUCUCUUCUUGGA
Messenger RNA from Tyto alba (common barn owl), 5460 nucleotides. It is a transcript of the gene TTLL7, whose product is annotated as tubulin tyrosine ligase like 7. Gene Ontology annotation, molecular function: tubulin binding; tubulin-glutamic acid ligase activity. Lineage: Eukaryota; Metazoa; Chordata; Aves; Strigiformes; Tytonidae. Gene Ontology annotation, cellular component: cilium. The record is from RefSeq and is a predicted model, not a curated record. The transcript is spliced from 24 exons. Gene Ontology annotation, biological process: microtubule cytoskeleton organization; protein polyglutamylation. The coding region runs from base 874 to 3663 and encodes 929 amino acids.